AAGAAGUAAUGAAUGCCGCAAAUGCCAAUACGCCAGUUGUCAGUUUUACACAAAUACAUUCUAAUCGGUUUUAGGAGUUUUAGCCUUAAGUCUAAAUAAAUAUCUAUUGUUUGUAAUAUAUAGUUUUAAGUACCCGAAACAGAAUAAUAAUAUAUCAUCAUGAUUCGAUUCAUUCUCAUACAAAACAGGGCUGGUAAAACCAGAUUAGCAAAAUGGUACAUGAACUUUGAUGAUGAUGAAAAGCAGAAGUUAAUUGAAGAAGUACAUGCAGUUGUAACUGUGAGAGAUGCAAAACAUACAAAUUUUGUUGAGUUCAGAAACUUUAAAAUAGUCUACCGACGUUACGCUGGGUUAUACUUUUGUAUAUGUGUUGAUGUAAAUGACAAUAAUUUAUGUUACCUAGAGGCAAUUCAUAAUUUUGUUGAAGUUCUCAAUGAAUACUUCCAUAAUGUAUGUGAACUAGAUCUUGUUUUCAACUUUUACAAGGUGUAUACUGUGGUAGAUGAAAUGUUCUUGGCUGGUGAAAUUCGGGAAACUUCACAGACCAAAGUUUUAAAGCAAUUGUUAAUGUUGAAUUCACUCGAAUAAGAAGCUAGACUAUUCAGAUCUGUGUAUUUCAUAAGAGCAUUGAUAUUCCUGAACAAAUUAUAUAAUUGUAUCAUGUUAAGUGAAGAUGUGUAAAAUUGCAUCCAUCACGGCAGUCAUGCACUGGUAUUGUAAUGUUAUUCAUUCCAUGUCAUACAUACACUAAAUGCAAAACACAAUAGUGGCAUGAGUAUAUACAAAUACCUAUUAGGGAAUAUAUUAUUAUGUAUGUACAAUGAAUUGCAACACGGUUUUAAUAGCAUAUGACUUGUGUUUAUAUUGUCAAUGCCAAUAUGUUUUACAGUAUAUACAUAUAGCAAUUGUCCUUUUUAAAUGGGCUAAGAAUAUAAUAUAAUAUCAUUAUUUACGCUUUUUUUGUUAACUAUGUAAGGAGAAUGACUCAUUAAAAAUGUAUAUUUGUGUUCAGUAAAAUAGCAUUAUCAAACAGUCAAUAUAA
Messenger RNA from Dalotia coriaria, 1042 nucleotides. RefSeq names its product adaptor protein complex 2, sigma subunit (gene AP-2sigma). The transcript has 3 exons. Gene Ontology annotation, cellular component: membrane coat; intracellular membrane-bounded organelle; AP-2 adaptor complex. Bases 160 to 588 code for a protein of 142 amino acids. Gene Ontology annotation, molecular function: clathrin-cargo adaptor activity. Gene Ontology annotation, biological process: clathrin-dependent endocytosis; intracellular protein transport. The record is from RefSeq and is a predicted model, not a curated record. Lineage: Eukaryota; Metazoa; Arthropoda; Insecta; Coleoptera; Staphylinidae.